UAGUGACAAACCUAUAACAACAAUACUACGUCGUGAACUUUGAAAACAAGUGACAGACUCUAUGCUAUUCACAUUCUUCCCAAAAACAUUUCUGUGUGACGUUUUACCAGUGCUUUAAUAUUUAAGCAAACUUUGUGUUUAUUGUGUACGGUUGUGUGUACAUGAGUUUUGUACAAAAUUCUUCGUGAAAAAAUCAAACACCAAUGAUAGUUGGGCCAGUAUGAAGUUCGCCGAUAUCCUGUAAGAUAUUCUAAAUAAAACAUUCGCGGCGACUUAGUCGAGUUUGAAACCAAGACAAUGCCGCGCCUUUAAAUAUGGAUAGUAACCGCGCCGCUACCUGCCUCAGAUGCGAGCCCGAGCACGAGAUGAACCCGGAGCCUACUCGCAGCGCUUGGCCCCAGAGCCUGUCGCCGCGCGCCUCUCCUGACCGUCUGUCACCGCGUGCCACUCCCGGAUCGGUCAGCCCAGAACGGUACCAGCGCUCCCUUUCCUCACCCGUUCGCAGGUUGGCUUUAGAAGCGGAACGGAUUAUGUCUGAGGGCGUACGAAGUCCGUUGGCGUCGACGGCCACACCUGCCUCGAUUGGGCAGCUGUCUCCGUGCCGUAUGCACUCUCCGCCGCCUGCCCAUUACCAUCCGAGCCAAAUGCAGUACGGGAUAUUGAAUCGAGGCAGUGGCUGCAGCGUCUCGGAAUUUGGAAGGGUGUCCGCGUACUUCUCGAUGCAGCCGCCGGCGGUGCCGAUGCAGCUGGUGCCGGUGACACCGCCCGCUCUGCCUGCGCGCCCGUCUACGCCUGCCCUGCCCGCUCCGGACUCGCUCGCGCUCACUGCACCAAUCGCUCAAAUCGCCCCCGUCGGGGACUCCACACUCUCUGACAAUGAGAAGUGUCAAAAUGCAGUGCGGAGCAUGUUGUGCGAACUGAUGGCGACGCUCCCGCUAACGCCGAGCAGCUGCGGCUCGCCGGUGCGGCGCGCGCGCCAGCCGCUGCCGGUGCGCCCCGCGCCCCCGCCGCCCACUCUCACCCCUCUCCCGGCUACUCCUCCGACACCUGACCAAGUCUAUGCUGGAUAUUCCACUCGCUCCGUUUCACCUGAUUUAGCUUCGUUAAAUCAUGUUGAUAACAGCAGACGACCACCGUUGGAAUGUGACGGCCAUGAGACCAACGACACCUUCCCGCUGGUGUGGCUGGACGGUACCCGCCGCGAUGUGCUACGCGACGCUGCCACUCAAGCGCACGCCACCGUGAACUCUCGAUGUGUCAACGAUACGCAGGAGAGGCCAGAGAGCACUGACGAGUGGCUCGGCGGCGUACGCGCACUGCGCGACUCGCACGUGCGGCUCGUGCUGCGCCAGCUGCGACACAUCGAGCGCCUGAACCGCGCGCUGGACCGCGCCGUGCGCCCCCCCUCCUCGCCACACACCCCACCCGCCGCGCCCCCCGCGCACACCAAGCGAUAUAAUGAUACAAAAUGUUAAGAUUUUUAAACACACCUCACU
This is a messenger RNA of Trichoplusia ni (cabbage looper), 1496 nucleotides long. Its product is annotated as proline-rich protein 36-like. The record is from RefSeq and is a predicted model, not a curated record. Bases 315 to 1475 code for a protein of 386 amino acids. Lineage: Eukaryota; Metazoa; Arthropoda; Insecta; Lepidoptera; Noctuidae. The transcript has 8 exons.